Oryza brachyantha (malo sina) is the source of this 4084-nucleotide messenger RNA. RefSeq names its product phosphoglucan, water dikinase, chloroplastic. The record is from RefSeq and is a predicted model, not a curated record. Gene Ontology annotation, biological process: phosphorylation. Gene Ontology annotation, molecular function: ATP binding; kinase activity; starch binding. The coding region runs from base 192 to 3812 and encodes 1206 amino acids. The transcript is spliced from 19 exons. Lineage: Eukaryota; Viridiplantae; Streptophyta; Magnoliopsida; Poales; Poaceae.
GCGCUUCGCUCCUCUUCUCCGGUCGAAGCGGUGGGGUCCUUGGACACCUCGCUCGCUGCGAGUUCCUAGCCGUCCUCCCUCCCUCCCUCCCUCCUCUGCCUUCUCGAAGGGAGCCGAAAGACAAAUCGAAGCCGCGAAGCCUUCCGGGCGCGCCCGCUACCUAUUCGGCGGAUUGCCGUGGAGAAGGAUCGAUGGCGUCGCUGCGGCCGGUCGACCCCUCGCUCUUCGUUGGCGCCAGAACCCACCGCGGCCUUGUUCUGCUGCCGCCGCCUAGGGUGGUUGCUGGUGCGAUGUUCCGCCGUGAGGCGAUAGCGCUCCCUGGGCGGCGUGGGUUCUCGUGCCGUGGUGGAUCCGCCGCCUCGGCGGCCGAGAGAAUAAAGGAGAAACAGAGAGGAGAUUCUUCAAAGAAGCCAUUGGUGCAUCUACAGGUUUAUCUAGAGCACCAGGUUAAGUUUGGUGAGCAUAUAGGCGUUAUUGGUUCCACAAAGGAGCUUGGUUCAUGGAAGGAGCAAGUUGAACUGGAAUGGACUCCAGAUGGUUGGGUCUGCCAGCUUAAGCUCCCUGGAGAAACACUAGUGGAGUUUAAAUUUGUUAUAUUUUUGAAGGGAAUAAAAGAUAAAACAUGGGAAGAUGGUAAUAACCGCGUUGUUGAGCUGCCAAAGGAUGGUAAAUAUGAUAUAGUAUGUCAUUGGAAUAGAACAAAAGAGCCAUUAGAACUUUUAGGAACACCAAAGCUUGAGUUGGUUGGAGAAGCUGGAAAGAACAGUCGUGAAGAUGCUACAGCAUCCGUAAAUAUUGUGCCUGAAGAUGCUGAAAACAUUUCAGUGGAUGGGGAUGUUGAUCUACAAGAGGCAGACUCAAGCACGUUUAGUGGGCAGUGGCAAGGAAGUGAAACUGUUUUCAUGAGAUCAAGCGAGCAUCGGAAUAAAGAGACUGAUAGGAUGUGGGAUACAACUGGGCUUAAGGAAAUAGCACUGAAACUGGUGGAGGGCGAUAAAGCCUCCAGGAACUGGUGGCGCAAGUUAGAGGUUGUCCGUGGGAUAUUGUCAGAAUCUUAUGAUGACCAGAGUCGUCUGGAGGCCCUUAUAUACGCUGCUAUUUAUCUGAAGUGGAUUUAUACAGGUCAGGUAGCGUGCUUUGAAGAUGGUGGCCACCAUCGGCCCAACAAACAUGCUGAGAUAUCACGGCAGAUAUUUCGUCAACUUGAAAUGAUGUAUUAUGGGAAAACCACAUCAGCACAGGAUAUUCUUGUGAUUCGCAAAAUGCAUACUUGUUUACCUUCAUUUAAGUCAGAGUUUACUGCCUCUGUCCCUCUAACACGAAUUCGUGAUAUUGCGCACCGGAAUGAUAUCCCACAUGAUCUCAAGCAAGAAAUCAAGCAUACUAUACAAAACAAACUUCAUCGUAAUGCUGGCCCUGAGGAUCUUAUUGCUACAGAAGCCAUGCUUGCUAGGAUUACUAAAACUCCUGGAGAAUAUAGUGAAGCUUUUGUUGAACAAUUCAAGAUAUUCUAUAGCGAACUAAAGGAUUUUUUCAAUGCCGGCAGCCUAUUUGAGCAACUGGAAUCCAUCAAGGAAUCAUUAAACAAGUCAGGCUUAGAAGUUCUCUCAUCGUUUGUGGAAACCAAGAGGAGCUUGGACCAAGUGGAUAACACAGAUUUGGAUAAAAAUUAUAUAAUUCAAGUUUUGAUGACUACCUUGCAAUCAUUAUCGUCUCUAAGAUCGAUUUUAAUGAAGGGCCUUGAAAGUGGCCUUAGAAAUGAUGCGCCUGAUAAUGCUAUAGCAAUGCGACAAAAGUGGCGCCUUUGUGAAAUUGGUCUUGAGGAUUAUUCAUUUGUUCUGUUAAGCAGAUAUAUCAAUACUCUUGAAGCCAUGGGUGGAUCAGCUUCACUUGCAAAGGAUGUAUCUAGAAAUACUACUGUAUGGGAUACUACUCUUGAGGCCCUUGUCAUUGGCAUCGAUCAAAUUCGCUUUUCAGGUUGGAAAAUUGAUGAAUGUAUUGCCAUAGGGAAUGAGCUUCUUUCUUGGAAGCAAAAAGUUCUAUCUGAAAGUGAAGGCUGUGAAGAUGAGAAAUAUAUUUGGGCACUAAGACUUAAAGCUACAUUGGAUAGGGCACGUAGAUUAACAGAAGAGUACUCUGAAGCACUUCUUUCUAUAUUCCCUGAAAAAGUAAUGGUUAUUGGGAAAGCCCUUGGAAUACCAGAUAACAGUGUGAGAACAUACACAGAGGCAGAAAUUCGUGCUGGUGUUGUUUUUCAGGUAUCCAAACUUUGCACAAUACUUCUGAAAGCAAUUCGAGAAGUGCUUGGAUCAUGUGGCUGGGAUGUUCUUGUUCCUGGAGUGGCCCAUGGAGCUCUGAUACAGGUUGAAAGAAUUGUUCCUGGAAUAUUACCUUCAUCCAUAAAUGAACCUGUGGUUCUUAUUGUAAAUAAGGCUGAUGGAUAUGAAGAGGUCAAAGCUGCUGGGGAUAAUAUAGUUGGUGUUAUUCUUCUUCAGGAGCUACCUCACCUUUCACAUCUUGGUGUUAGAGCUCGCCAAGAGAAUGUUGUAUUUGUAACUUGUGAAGAUGAUGAUACAGUUGCAUAUGUUUAUUCACUCGUGGGAAAACAUGUCAGAUUGGAAGCAUCAUCAAUCAAUGUCAAUCUCUCAAUAGUUUCAGAAGAAAAUGUCAAUCCUGUCUCUUCAGAGUCAAAUAGUACAGGGAAUCCAUUUGCACAGGAACUCCAAAGUGAAUUCUCUCUACCAUUGGCUACAGAGAUGCCAAUGCAAAUGUUUAAGCAAGAAAGCAACACUUCAGGGGUGAAUGGUAGUUAUGGUGUGCUCGAGCUUUCAGAGGCUUUAGUGGAAUCAGCUGGUGCAAAAGCUGCUGCAUGCAGAACUCUUUCUGUCCUUGCCUCAUUGUCAAAUAAAGUCUAUAAUGAUCAAGGAGUUCCAGCAGCCUUUAGAGUCCCUUGUGGUGCUGUGAUUCCAUUUGGAUCAAUGGAGGAUUCACUCAAGAAAAGUGGAUUACUGGAAUCCUAUGGAAGCCUUCUAGAGAAGAUUGAAACAGCUAAAGUCGAAAAUGGUGAAGUUGAUAGCUUGUCGUUGGAGCUACAAGGAAUAAUUUCACAUCUUUCCCCCUCAGAGGAGACCAUUAAAUUUCUAAAAGGACUUUUCCCUCACGAUGUCCGGCUGAUUGUCAGAUCUAGUGCUAAUGUGGAGGAUUUGGCUGGUAUGUCAGCUGCUGGUCUCUACGAUUCAAUUCCCAAUGUCAGUCUCAUGAACGCAAGUUCCUUUGGAGCUGCGGUUGGAAAGGUUUGGGCUUCUUUAUACACAAGGAGAGCCAUACUAAGCCGUCGAGCAGCUGGCGUUUCUCAGAGAGACGCAAAAAUGGCUGUUCUUGUCCAAGAAAUGCUGCAGCCAGAGCUCUCCUUCGUGCUUCAUACCGUUAACCCCAUUGACCAUGACCCCAAGUUAGUCGAGGCCGAGAUUGCCCCUGGGCUGGGCGAAACACUUGCUUCAGGAACCCGUGGCACCCCAUGGAGGCUCUCGUGUAACAAAUUUGAUGGGAAAGUCACCACUCUUGCGUUCUCAAAUUUCAGCGAGGAGAUAUCAGUGGGCGACUCUGAUCCUGCCAAUGGAGAAGUAAUUCGUCUUACCGUUGAUUACAGCAAGAAGCCAUUGUCCGUUGAUGCAACCUUUAGGAAGCAAUUUGGUCAACGCCUGGCUGCGAUUGGCCAAUAUCUGGAACAGAAGUUCGGGAAUGCACAGGAUGUGGAAGGUUGCCUGGUUGGGAAAGAUAUUUUUAUAGUGCAAAGCAGGCCACAGCCAUAGCAUAGCAUAGUGUGAGCCAAUAUCAGUAUGGUAACUAUGGUUAGAUAAAUAAAAUUUGCCGCAUGGAUGACUAAUUAGAUAAAUAAAAGUCGCAGCAUGGAUGGGAAAAACUUAUGGAUGUUGUAAUGCGAAUAGCAUUCACCAAGCCGCGCACUCGAGCUUGUUAUUUGUAUUUCUAUGUGAAAUAACAGAUAUAACCAGUUUUGCAACUUACGAUGAACUUCUUGGUAGUACAACAUUCAACCAUCUCAAGUGGGCUGUCAUUGUUUCCA